Messenger RNA from Rhizophagus irregularis DAOM 181602=DAOM 197198, 729 nucleotides. NCBI's taxonomy places the organism in Eukaryota, Fungi, Glomeromycota, Glomeromycetes, Glomerales, Glomeraceae. The record is from RefSeq and is a predicted model, not a curated record.
AUGCCGGGGACAAUUCAAACUGUAGAAACUAUAGUAGUGACAAACAUCGUAAACUCAUUCCUAAAAUAUAGGGGGAUGACUAGAGUUGCUCGAAGCCUAAGCCCAAAUGAAACCCCACCUACAAUGGAUAAACAUAGAAUUUAUAGCGAUAUACGAGCUAACGGUUACGUGCGAAUAGAUGCACUCCAGAAUCAGCCACGGGGAAAACGGGACUGGGCAGUUUUUAUAGUACUUGGUGCGAAUAGCAGACACGCAAAAACGAUAACAGAGCUAAAGAAACUGUUGAAAAGUAUUCACAGCGAACCAGCAACGAAAGAUAAUAGGCUAGACGAAAUGAUAAUCAUUGCCCCCGAAGAUACCCUACGAAAAACACAUUACAGGAGUACUAUUCUCCAUUAUCAGUCCAUUAGUGCAAAAGAAACGGACUUGGAGGGGGGGACGUUUUAUAAUGCAUACACGUAUGAUCCUUUCAUAGUGGUAGUCCCUGAAAACUUAUAUGUUCCAAAGCACCGGAUCCUUUCAAAGGAAGAGACGGAAAAAGUAGUGAAACCAAUCAAGUUAGCUGACAAGAAUGUUUAUUCGUACCAAAUUGGACAGAUUGAGCUUAGAGACCCAGCAAUAGUUUGGCUAGGAGGGAGAGUAGGGGAAUAUGUCGCCAUUAAACGCAAUUCUUUCACGACGGGACAUGCCAUAGCGUAUAGGAAAAUAAUAAAGGGGGCGUUCGUUUAG